AGAAGGGGGCGGAGUGGGGGCUCGGGCUCACCCAUCACCACACCAUCAUCAAGUUGAAACAAGUUGGAAUGACUUCAACUUCUUUGUGAUUCAUUCUUAGAGUAAUUCUUGGGCUGUCUUUGUCCUGGCCUUCAUUGCUGCAUGACAUUGUGUGUGUCGUAGAAUGGAUCAAGGAUUAGCAGGAAAUGGCAACCAGCGGCGCUAUGGAGCUACUGAUGGUGUGCCUGGAGUUGCUUUUGCCGGGGGUUUAGGUCGUAGCGGUCUGGCUGGAGGGGGCCUAGCUGGUGACAGCAAUGUGUCACAGUUCAGUCCAACAGAGCUUUAUAAUCUCUGUGAAAAUAUAACUACAAACAUCUACACAAUUAACAAUGGGCGGAAAAUGGUGGAGAAAGAGCUGCGGUCCAUUGGGACUCCUAAGGACACUCAAGGUUUGCGCGACCAGAUCCAUGUAACACAUGUCAGUUGUAAUGAUGUAGUAGCUCAAACAACUCAAGAGUUGGCUCGUCUUACUGAAGUUGUAAGACGAGGAAACAAGCAACAGAAAUUGCAAUCAGAACGUCUCAGAGAAGAGUUUUCGGAGGCUGUCACUAACUAUGGUAGAGCUCAAAAGCAAAUCUCAGACAAGAUGAAGUUGCAUCUGCCAGUGACUACACCGGGGUACCCAGAACCUGACCUUCCUGAUGAUGAAUCGGAGCGCUUGUUGGCUGUGGAGAGGAGGCAACAAGAACAAAAGCUGAAGCAGCGUGAGCUUGAGUUCGAAGCAGGUCUUAUAGAAGAGCGCACUCAGCGAAUUCAAGUUAUUGAAAAUGACAUCAUUGAUGUAAAUAAAAUUAUGAGAGAUCUAAGUGCUAUGGUUCAACAGCAGGGAGAAGUAGUUGGGUCUAUUGAGGAUGGUAUCGAGAAUGUCCAUGGUAAUGUUGAGCUGGGUCGACAAGAACUGGACAAAGCAGCAGGAUAUCAAAAUAAAUAUCGACGAAAAUUAUUUUGCCUACUUGUGACAGCAUCUGUUGUUCUUACCGUGUUGGGAAUUAUCAUCUAUGUUUCUGUCAAGAGAUGAGUUCAAGAGUCUGCUUGUCCCUUAGCACCACCAGUCUUGCCAUAUUGAAGAGGGAAAGUUUGCUUUACCUACUUCACAUGUGGAACUAGCAAGGUGCACACCAUAAGUUAAAUACGUGAUCAUUAUAGAUCGAAAUAUACUUUGUUACAUUCAUAUUUAUUUCAUUUACCUUGCAAAGGUCUGUAGCUCAUCAAAGUGGCCAUGACGUUUCUUAAUAGACUUGGCUUCAAAUUUGGAAGGUUUUCCUUUUUUUGAAGUGACAGUUUUUACGUGUGCAUAUUGUUUUGGCUGAAUCCAUUGUGUCUUUCUCAGCUCAAAUGUAGAGUCAGAUUAUCAUUUUAAACUCCAAUUGUUCUUUCUUCCCGUUUUUAAAUGCAAUUCGUUUUCUAACAGUAUUUAUUUAAUCAAUGUGCUAGAGAGUUGUAGCCAUGUUGGAAUAAGUCUGCUCACAUGUGUAAGUUAAUGGUAUCAUAAUGUGCAAGUUAAUGACUGUAUAAAUGUUGAGAUAAUUCCUAUCUAACAAACCAUUUUGCAUUUUUCAUAAUUUUUAAACAAAAAUGAUUUUAUGUUUGCCAAGAGACAAAGAGUACUGGUAUGUUUCUUUGUCUUUUAUGCUUGACACAAAUUUCAUACUAUUUUACAAUUUUACUCAAAUUUUUAAUCUUCAAAAGUUUUCUAAGCUUGUAUUAUUACAGACAAUAUGCUUUCUUAUGUUGUCCUAGUAUGUAUCUUUGAUGCCAAAAUUGUCGCCUGAUACACACAUAAUAUAUUUUGUAUAUCACAGUUUAUUUGUACAUUUGCUGGUUUGCCUCAACCUCUGCGCUGUCUGUAACUCAUGUCAAAUGUUCUGAUUGCUCACUUAUUAUAAACUGAUAAAUUUUACACAAGACAGCAAGUUUUACCCUAUGUUAUUAUGAUUUCUUGCUUCAUUUCUCAAUGUCUCUAGAAGGUGGGAUUUAAGUACUGGCUGUGUAUGAGUGCUUAGCAUUUAUUUCUAAGCUUCUUGUUUUGUAGAUAUCCAGUGUACAUUAAUAUCUGGAGUAGGUGUAAGUUUUUAUUUUAUAGCAAUUUGUAUUAAUUAACUCUAGACUGAUGUAGCCUUGUAUCAAAAUUAUAAGACAUUUUGACAAGUCUUACAAAAUAUACUCUGUGGUCCAGUUAUUACAUGAAAUAUGAAAUUCUAUAUUCUGGUAAGGGUUUUGAUAACCAGGUCAAUAUAAUUCUGCCUGAGACUAUUGCAGCUUUUCAGUUGUCUUGCUUCUCCAUUAUGUAAUCUUACUUUAUUUUCAAUGGUAUUUGAAUGGCGAAGAGACAUUCUUGAAAUGCUAAUCAGCUGUGAGGUUUGUGAUAUUGUUAAAUCAUCGGCUAUGAGAAACCUGCUACAUUCCUUCACUAUCCACCAGGUUUUGGGUACUUUCAAGUUUUCUUAUGCUUAUGUUUUCCUCUCUUCUUAACCAAGCAAUACAUCUUGUUUAGAUUUUAAAUGUGAAACUCAUAUGUGUGGAUCAGAUAACUUACUGUGUGAGGAGGAUGUGAGGAGUGUGGUACAGAGAAAAACAUAUUUUUGAGUUCACUUGAUUAUACUUAAUCAAUAAAUAGUAAUCAGGUAUUUAGUCACAGUACAGUUUAGGAGAGUAAGUUUUAUCACAUAGCUUUGCUGUAAACAUCAUGCAAUACAAAUAAAGUAAUAAAUUGGUUGAAA
Thrips palmi is the source of this 2759-nucleotide messenger RNA. It is a transcript of the gene Syx13, whose product is annotated as syntaxin-7. Bases 164 to 1057 code for a protein of 297 amino acids. Gene Ontology annotation, molecular function: SNARE binding; SNAP receptor activity. Lineage: Eukaryota; Metazoa; Arthropoda; Insecta; Thysanoptera; Thripidae. Gene Ontology annotation, biological process: vesicle fusion; intracellular protein transport; vesicle-mediated transport. The record is from RefSeq and is a predicted model, not a curated record. The transcript is spliced from 6 exons. Gene Ontology annotation, cellular component: membrane; endomembrane system; SNARE complex.